AUGGAAUUUUCGACGACUGGAAGGACACCCGCUCCAAGCAAGCGCAACAGGAAGCACAACACACGCUCCAAAGAGACACAAGACGGCAUGGAUGAGUUUGUGGGCGGGCUGGCGUCUGGCUGCGUCGAAGUGAGCGUCAUGCAGCCGACAGUGUACUUCAAGAAUGCGUCACAACAAGGCCUGCCCGUGACCCUGCGGCCUCUGCUCCUCUACCGUGGCAUUGGCACCAACCUCAUCAACAUGAGCGUCCUCACAGGCCUUCAGUUCCCGCUGACAGCCAUGACGAAGAAGCUCAUUACAGGCGGGGAGAGGCCCCUGACAGCCGUGGAGCAAGUGACGAGCGGGUUCGUGGGUGGCCUCAUCUCCGGGGUCGUGUGCUCGCCGCUUGAGCUGUCCAUCAUCACGCAGCAGCGGCGUGGCGGCACCGUGCUGGCCGUGCUCAAGCAACUGCGGCAGGCACAUGGUGCUCGCAUCUUCUACCGUGGUCUCUCCACAGCGUGUGUGCGUGAGGGCAUCUUCACUGCCGGGUAUCUUGGCUUGGGCCCGCUUGCCGUGGACCACCUGCGCCAGCACUACCAGUUUGGGCGCGUGCAGAGCGAGGUUGGCGGUGCCAUAUUUGCCGGCUGCAUCGCCGCUGGACUCUCCCACCCAGUCGAUACCAUCAAGACAUGCAUGCAGGGCGAUCCAGGGCGCACGACGUUCAGCACCAUCACGGCAACAGCGCGGCGCCUGUACUGCGAGGGCGGCCUUGGCGCGUUCUUCAGGGGAGCAGAGUGGCGCAUCGGCAGAACCAUUGGCAGCGUGUUCAUCUUCGGAAAGUGCAGGGAGGCGCUCAUGUAUUAUGGUAUCCUGGACGCCUGAUGCGACGCGCCAGAGGUGUGCUGGUGUUUCUCUUCUAUUUUGCAGUUACAAUGACGCUUGUGCUUGUAGUUUGCAGUGUUAUUUGCACACACACACACACACACACACACACACACACACACACACACACACACACACACACACAAACGCGCAAACACACACACACACACACACAAAC
Salpingoeca rosetta is the source of this 1039-nucleotide messenger RNA. RefSeq lists its product as uncharacterized. The record is from RefSeq and is a predicted model, not a curated record. The coding region runs from base 1 to 861 and encodes 286 amino acids. NCBI's taxonomy places the organism in Eukaryota, Choanoflagellata, Craspedida, Salpingoecidae. Gene Ontology annotation, biological process: mitochondrial citrate transmembrane transport. The transcript has 4 exons.